This is a messenger RNA of Ceutorhynchus assimilis (cabbage seed weevil), 2824 nucleotides long. Lineage: Eukaryota; Metazoa; Arthropoda; Insecta; Coleoptera; Curculionidae. The record is from the annotation of a GenBank genome assembly.
AAAAAAAUUAGUCUGCUGUCUGUGUCUGUUUGCUUUCAUUUCUCCCACUAGCAAAAAACCAGUCGCAAAUACAUUAAUUCAAUGCUGAUUAACAAUUUGACCUUUUUAAUGGGGUUCAACUAAGUGAAAGUAAACAAUUUCUUUAUGCACUCAAUUAUGUAUCAAAUUUCCAAAAAAUAAGCUUUCUUAUUAUAUAGAUAAUGGCAUCUACUUCUUUAAUAAGUUUUCUCAUUGUCGUUGCAGCUUUAGUAAUCGUCGAUAUUUUUUGUACCGACUUAAAUGCCCGUGGCAAUCAAAAUGUGGAACCUUCAAAUAAUGCAAAAAGUACCACCAGUACAGAGUGGCCAGCCUUAAAUCGAAGAAACCAAAGAUUAAGAACAAGCACGGAACCCUCAAAUAAUGCAAAAAGUACCACUACAGAGUGGCCAGCUUUAAAUCAAAGAAACCAGAGAUUAAGAACGAGCACACAAAAUCCAAAAAAAUGGAUACAGCAAAAUAAUAUUUGGAUUAGAAAUGAACAAGCUUCGGUAGUUGACAAUAAUAGGCAACAAACUAGCACUAAACCUCCAUUAAAAAGAGGAGACACUUAUACAGUUAUAAAGCCUCAAAUACCAACUCCCUUAGGCCCAAAAUCUCCUCAAAGUAACUCUCCUUCUGUAGGGCCAAUACAAGAAACCAACACCAAGGAUGAAGUAAUAGUCAACAAUUCCGAUGUUACCGAUGAUGAAUUAAGAGAAUUUUCCGAAAACAUUUUGAAAAAAGACAGUAAUAAUGCCAUGAAAUUUGUUACUUUGAAUUUACAAGGGAUGACCAGUUCUAGGUCUUCAAAUGAUGAAGCACCUUUACCAUUGCUAGAAAUCAAAAAAGAAGCCUACAACAUACCGUCAAUAGAAAAACUAGUCUUGCUUCACAACAAUUACUUUUUAGAAGCGAGUCAAAACGAAGUUUACACCGGCCAAGAAAGAAUCGAAGAAAACAAUUUACUCGAUACAAUUUUAGCUACCCCUGUAAUGCAAUUUGCCAGGAGUUUUUUGGUGCAAAAAGGCAAAAUAGGCAAAGACCCUAAAGAAUUCAGGGACUUGUUACGUUUAAUUUGGUUCAACAUGUACUCCCGAGGACAAGGCAGAAUUGGUUCAAGUGGAUUCGAGCACGUAUUUGUUGCAGAAAUUAAAAACAGCCAAGUGUCUGGUUUACACAAUUGGAUCUACUUUAAAGAGGAAGAACAGGCAAAAAGGGCUAAUUAUUUGGGAUAUUUGAAGAAAAUUGAUUUAGGAGAAAAAGGAGCCAUCUUGAAGUACCACUUUACCUUUCACGACAUUGACAAACCAGUUGGUUCCAUGUUUAUAGGCACCAGUCCGGAAUUGGAAAUUGCCUUGUACUCUACUUGCUUUAUUUUAAGAGCGGAUAAAAUUUGUCCCUUAAAAAUGAACGGAAAUAGAUUUAUUAUUCGAACGUAUACUUACAAAUAUAGAGGCAAAAAUAUGAUUGGAAGUGCCUUUCCUGAAAUUUAAAUCAAUAAUUUUACAUUAAUUAAUUUGAUAAUAAUACUGUUUUAAACAAAUUUGUAUUCAAUUUUAGAUAAUAAACUAUUAAAUGAAUAUAUUGUUAUAAAAAAAUAAGUAACUUGAAUCCAAGUUAUAAUGAAGACAAAAUAAGAAAUAAUUAACUUGGAUUUAAACAAUUAAUAACUAAAUUAAACAUUGAACCUUUCAGGAUCUUCAAGCCUAAAAACAGAAAAAAAAAAUUACAUUCAGCAACUACUGAAAAAUCGUAUUUCUUACCUCAAUAAUGUGACAUUUUGGGUAAUGAACGAAACAUCUUGAGGCGUCAAAAAGACAAAUUGCAAUUCGGGCUUUGAGUUUGCAUGUUCCAACAAAAUCUCAAUAACUUUAGAACGAUUUAAUUUGUCCUAAAAUAUAAAUUAAUUAAAUCUCUUCUAAUUUACUAAUGAUAAUUUUACCAUAUAAACGUCAAACUCAUCCAAAAUAUAAAAAGGAAAAUCCAUACAUUGCCACAAAGAAUACAAAAACGCCACAGUAGAAAAAGACCGUUCUCCUCCGGAUAAAUUCGAGGUUGUAGUUAAACCUUGGGAGCCAUGUUGAGGCAUGACAAUCAACUCCAGCUUUUUAUGUUCCAUGUCUAUUUCUAUGGUUCCAGUGAAUUGUCUGAUUCCCAAAAUUCUUUCGAAGCAAUGUUUUACGAAAUGGAUAAAAUGAGAUUCGGUUGAUUUGUAGUACUUUUUGCGCAUCUCAAGAGAUUGAGUGAGUUCAUUUAAGGUAACACCCAAUUGUUUCAUAGUUCCUUUUACUGAAUCGUGUUUUUCAUUUAAUUUGUCACGUUUUGCUAAAAUAUUUGUAAUAUCUUCAGCUUUUGUUUGUAGACGAGAUAUUUUUUCUGUUACUGCUUGCUUUUCUCUAGUGACGUCAGCUAAAGUCCUAAAAAUAAAUUGUUAAUAAUAGUUAUGUAUGUAUGUGAAUUUUUGCCUGAUUUUUGUUGGUCUUUCUGCAAGGCUCGAGGCCUCAGCUAUUUUUUCUUCCACAAAAGCUUUUUUUCCAUCAAUCGCUUCUCUUGCCGUUUCGACUCUCCUUUGCAAUUCUUCCAUUCUCUUAUUGUCAGAAACGUCCAAUACUCGUCUGCGUGAUUUUUUCUCGUUGGCUUGUUCGUACAAUGUUGACAAUCGGUCUUCCAGUGCUUUCAUGGAUUUUUGUAUUUGGGUCAUUUUACUUUUUUGAGAGGAAAAUUUGGUUUUUAGCUCGCGAGUUUCUUCUUCUAUCUGGCCCAGUAAAGCUUGUUUUUGGUUAAGGACUUCUUUCAUUUCUCUCAU